Messenger RNA from Saccoglossus kowalevskii, 919 nucleotides. RefSeq names its product retinoblastoma-binding protein 5-like. The record is from RefSeq and is a predicted model, not a curated record. Gene Ontology annotation, molecular function: protein binding. NCBI's taxonomy places the organism in Eukaryota, Metazoa, Hemichordata, Enteropneusta, Harrimaniidae. Gene Ontology annotation, cellular component: Set1C/COMPASS complex.
CGCCAUUUUAAAAAGCUGUACGAGAGAGUUGUUUUGUUUUUGUAUGAUUUACACGGAAAUUUAUAAUGAAUCUUGCGCUUUUGGAAAGCUUUGGACAGAAUUACCCAGAGGAGAGUGAUGGUACUCUAGACUGUAUUAGUAUUGCUAUAACAUGUGCUUUCAACAAACGAGGUACCUUAUUGGCUGUUGGCUGUAAUGACGGUAGAAUUGUACUCUGGGAUUUCCUGACACGAGGGAUAGCGAAGAUAAUAAGUGCACAUGUACAUCCUGUUUGUUCUUUAAGUUGGGGUCGAACUGGUCAUAAAUUGUUGAGUGCGUCCACGGAUAACAUAGUAUGCAUAUGGGAUGUAUUAACAGGUGAAUGUGAUCACAGAUACAGGUUUCCAUCACCAGUCUUAAAAGUACAAUUCAAUCCUAGAAAUAAGGCCAUGUUUUUAGUUUGUCCGAUGAAGCAAGCUCCAGUAUUAGUUGACAGCAAUAAUAGUUAUAAUGUGUUACCAUUGGAUGAUGAUUCCGACAUGAACAUAGUGGCGUCAUUUGACAGAAGAGGACAACAUAUUUACAUGGGUAAUGCCAAAGGAAAGAUCUGUGUGAUAGAAACCAAGAGUCUGGAAUUAGUUGCAUCAUUUAGAGUAACCACGGGAACCAGUAAUACAACAGCAAUUAAGUCUAUUGAGUUUGCAAGGCGUGGCAAGUAAGUACAUAUGAUGAUGAUAAAUGGAAAUAACACCAAAUAUACCACUGGGUAAUUACCAUCAUGUUAACAUGUGACAUCACCUGGUUACGCUGUUGUACAUCAGUUAUUUUGUUGGCUAUCCAUAGAGGCCUUCAUCAAACGAUCACAUGUAAUAAAAUAGUCCAAAUAAACAUGUCUGCUCUUGCACCAAAAUAAUGAUUGGUGAACAGACUUAAAUAUUAG